Molecule: messenger RNA, 461 nt
Organism: Colias croceus (clouded yellow)
Lineage: Eukaryota; Metazoa; Arthropoda; Insecta; Lepidoptera; Pieridae
Product: late cornified envelope-like proline-rich protein 1
Exons: 2
Coding region: 33-293 (86 amino acids)
Source: RefSeq, a predicted model, not a curated record
GAGUGAAUUUUUUCAAUAAUUUAUUCGUCGACAUGGGCAUUUACGGACUGGUGUUCUUGGCACUGAUCGCUACAACAACCGCUGCCCCGUGGCGCUGCUACCGGACCAACGAUGGGGGCACCGUCUGCUUGGGGGAUCUGGGACAGCCCUGUAUUGCCCCACCCUCCAUCAACAUAGGCAGAACUUGCCCGCCAUGCACGGGCCCGGCGACUAUAUACACACCCCCCGCUUGUCCACCCCCCUGUCCUCCCCCCUGUCCACCCCCCUGUCCACCACCGUGUCCAUGUUAUUAGAUUCGACGCAUCGAGUUUAUAAAAUUUGACUGUUUUGACUUAUCUUUUGGCUAAAUUCGAUUCGGCGCAUUUUGAAUUGUUUCGGGCAAUUUUUGGAAAUUGUUUGCGCAUGUUUUGGCAAUUUUAAAUUUAUGUUCGGUUUGUGUAAUAAAGAUAAUGGGUAACGAA